Messenger RNA from Porites evermanni, 975 nucleotides. Lineage: Eukaryota; Metazoa; Cnidaria; Anthozoa; Scleractinia; Poritidae. The record is from the annotation of a GenBank genome assembly.
AUGUAUAGAAUAAACACAAUACUACAUGGAAAGUGUUUUGUACGGUAUCUAUGCACUCGUUUUUGUAUCACAAAUGUCACUCGUUCGCUACGCUCACUCGUUCUAUUUCUGAUACGUCAACAACUCGUGCGUAAACAUCGUACGCCCGCACUUCCGUCCCAUGGAGUAUUCUACAAAAUCCUAGGCACAAAGAAAAUUACAACCACACGUUUGCAAAGCAAAGCCGCAUCAAGGGAGGCAAGACCACGGCCGUCCCCCUCCUGAUGCGGCCCGCCCAAACCGCCAGACAACAAAGAGGAGGAAUAAAGUGAAAAUAUCACGGAAGGAAUUUCGGAGACAGUGAAACAAUGUUCUGCGAGAUGAGCCACGGAGAUGUGACGCUCCAAAGGUUGUGCGAUGUAGAGAUGGACUGCAUCGGAAGACCAGUCCCCUUGUAGACUGAUAAGGUCAACAAAACAAAGGCGAGUUAUCAGGUCUAAGGCGAGCUAACAGUGAUGCAGUCGAUAAUGAAGCCAGUGCACAUGAUAAGAGGCACAGUCAAUGGAUAACUAAUGCAUGCCACGUAUUAUAUUGCCAUUGGACCGUAUUCAAUACCUCACAUAAAGUUAUCAUCAUGCAAUGCGCCUUUGUCCUAAUCAAGAGAGGAUUAAGGGCCUGUGAAGAGCAACGGCACAGAACUGGAAUUAAACGAUCACACCCAUCGAACAUCGCACCAAAGCGGCCGAGAGGGAUUGGUACUUACACUAAAUCCCAAUCAACACUUUUCAAUAUUUACUUCCGUCUUACUGGGUUCCAGUUCUCAUUCCUACUCAUUUACUUCCGCAGUGAUCCGAAUACCUGUUCCCACUGAUAACCAUUUGUAAGACCGACACGGCGCAGCCUCGCUCCGUUAAGGUAUUUGCACCGAAAUCACCGUUCUCAUGUGACAACAGAAGCCCUACCCGGUAUCAGAGAAGAGCUGAUGUAGUCGGUUAA